This is a messenger RNA of Paramecium sonneborni, 622 nucleotides long. The record is from the annotation of a GenBank genome assembly. NCBI's taxonomy places the organism in Eukaryota, Ciliophora, Oligohymenophorea, Peniculida, Parameciidae.
AUGAAUUUACCAUAGGUAUUCAAUGUAUUCACAGAUAACAAUUAAUUUGAGAAAUUUAUUGAAGAUCUUGUGGCUGAUUGUGUACAUGGAAUAAAAUUGCCAUAUUUAAGUUAAUUCCCUGAAAUAAAUCAUUAUAAUCUUAUUAUAGAAGCUUAAUAAUUUAUGUAGUAAUUCAGUGAGUAUUUAUUAGAAAUGAAUAACUAAAAUAGGGAAGAAGUAUAAUUCAUUAUUAUUAUGUAAUUAGGUUUAAAGACUACUGGACAAAUUAAAAUCAUAAAUAGAUCCAGAAAAACAUUAGAUAUUUACAAGAAUAAUAAGUGAGAACUUUAAAGGAAUGUGUAAAUAAGCAUUAUAUAAUCAUAUUUCAUUAUCAAAAUAUGUAUUAAUUGAUUAUAAUUGGAAUUUGAAUGUAAAUUAUAUUAAUUCUAUAUAGUUAACAAUAUCAUCAAACAAAAUUGCUAAAUCACAAAUACCUACAAUAAUUGUGGAAUUUUAUUUAUAAACUUUAGAUAAUAUUGCUAAUAAAAAAAAGAUAAGAUUUGAGAUGACUAAGGAAGAACUCGAAUAAUUUGUAGGUAAAUUAUAAAAAGUUAUGAAUUAAUUACAAUUAUAAUAUAAAUGA